Miscanthus lutarioriparius is the source of this 2130-nucleotide messenger RNA. The record is from the annotation of a GenBank genome assembly. NCBI's taxonomy places the organism in Eukaryota, Viridiplantae, Streptophyta, Magnoliopsida, Poales, Poaceae.
AUGGCGAAUGCAAGCAAACACUUGCAACCUUCAGGCAAUGACAGGAAGUACCAGGGCACGUUGGUUGCUUCUCCAGCAAAGGUCAUUUCACCUAAGUGUGUGAACCGCAUUGUGCCAUCAAAACAACUGAUCUUGGGUGGGGAUUCAAUAGGCCAUGUGGCAUCAUUUCUGAUUAAGGUCGUUGCUCUUGAGGCAGUCAGAAGAGUUUCUAAAGCAAGAUGCCCUUUCAUAUGGAAUUCUGUUCAAGCAUUGCAAAUCCUUGUGUAUCCUCCAUUUAGUUGGAUCCAAAGAUGGGCACCACUCAAAUUUCUCGUGCAGGGAAUUCAGAAACUAUCCAUGCCACUGUUGUUUCUGUUAGUCACAACAACAGUAAGUGAGCUGUCUUCCAAGCGUGACGAUGAACCAGAUAACAAUACCGAACAUUCUGAGACGCCUUCUGAAACAAAUGAAGUGGCAUCAACUUCCGGCACAAGCGAUGCUGCUGAUGGCACAAAGGAAAUCGUGCAAGAGAACUGGCUUGUGUUACUUUUCAGGGAGCUUGAGAAGCAAGGAAUCACUUUGCCCGAGAGGUUUCCUGAAGAUGAGUUACGCAGAUUUUAUGUCGCUGCAAAUGGUGACUUUUCAAGUUUACUCUCUUCGGUUAAGAAGACAAUUCGUUGGAGGGAAACGUUUCACAUACUUACAUUGCAAGAACUUGAUAAAUGGUCUCACUUAGUCUUUUGGCAUGGAUUUGACACGAUGCUUCGGCCUUGUUUAGUAAUUCGUCUCGGACUUGCAUGCUCCAGCAUACCUCCUCGUGAUAGACCCCGUUUCGGGCAAGCAGUAGUUUCUCAAAUUGACCAUGGUGUUGUAAAUUUGAGCAAUGAAGAAGAUUCAAGAAUUACCGUUUUGCUGGAUUGCCAUGGGAUUUCUCCAUUCAGAUUUCCAAUGCAAAUGAUGAGGUCAUUUAUCACUGUAGUUCAAGAAAACUACCCGAAUCGUCUUGGGGUAUUGUUUGUUGUCCGCCUUCCUCCAGUUGUCAGAGUUAUUGCACAGACAUUUCUUCAAGUUUUGAAACCAUCUACAAAGCAGAAGUUACGUUUUGAGGGAGAUUCGUACAAGAAGACAUUGGCAGAGUUCUUGCAGGUUGUGCCAGCAUUUCUGGGCGGUAAAUGCAGCUGCCCACAAUGUGAGAAGCCUCGUAAUAGUUCAGUGAUACAGGCAGGGGAAGGGAGCAAGAACCAGCCUCGCUUGGUCAGCGUUGAUGACGGAUCACCUGUCACAGACUUCGAUGAAGAAGAGAUCCCAUCAGCUUAUAGCUGUGAGAAUGCCAUCAGGGCUGCAAUAAUCGGCCUGCUGAUGGAUUCGUUUUUGAUGACUUCAUCAAGAAGCAACAGCAGGAGCAGAAGUAGGAGCCACAGUCGCAGCAGGAGCAGGAGCCGCAGUCCUCGCCGAAGAGAUAGGUUGCGCAGUGAACGUGCACCCCGCCGCAGUCGCAGUCGCAGCAGGAGCCGCAGCCCAUACCGUCGCAGAGAACGGCGUGGCUACAGGGAUCUUGUAUGCAAGAACUGCCGGAGACCUGGGCACUUCGCUAAGGAGUGCCCAUCUGCGCCUACGUGCAAUAACUGUAACCUUCCAGGGCACUUUGCAGCAGAAUGCACCUCACAAACUGUUUGCUGGAACUGCAAAGAGUCUGGGCACAUUGCCAGUGAGUGCAAGAAUGAGGCCCUGUGCCACACCUGCAACAAGACAGGUCAUUUGGCACGUGAUUGCCCUACUUCAGGGGCUAGUGUUAAGCUAUGCAACAAAUGUUUUAAACCAGGCCACAUCGCUGUUGACUGCACCAAUGAACGGGCCUGCAACAACUGCCGUCAGCCAGGGCACAUAGCUCGGGAGUGCAAGAACGAACCUGUUUGCAACCUGUGCAAUGUCUCUGGCCAUGUCGCGCACGUCUGUCCAAAGACGACUCUGGCUUCAGAGAUACAGGGUGGCCCAUUCCGUGAUAUCCUUUGCCGCAUCUGUGGUCAGCCAGGGCACAUCAGCCGCAACUGCAUUGCAACCAUCAUCUGUGACACAUGCGGUGGGAGGGGGCACAUGUCUUAUGAGUGCCCGUCGGCCAGGAUAUUCAAUCGCGAGCUCCGCAGGAUCUGA